Pyrus x bretschneideri (Chinese white pear) is the source of this 1496-nucleotide messenger RNA. Its product is annotated as metal tolerance protein 1. The record is from RefSeq and is a predicted model, not a curated record. Bases 145 to 1389 code for a protein of 414 amino acids. Gene Ontology annotation, cellular component: vacuole; plasma membrane. Gene Ontology annotation, biological process: zinc ion transmembrane transport. NCBI's taxonomy places the organism in Eukaryota, Viridiplantae, Streptophyta, Magnoliopsida, Rosales, Rosaceae. Gene Ontology annotation, molecular function: zinc ion transmembrane transporter activity. The transcript has 2 exons.
ACAAGGAAUGCAAAUUAUCACCAAUUGGAUAGAGGAACCUUCUCCACACAAGUUGGGAUUCUAAGCCCAUUAUAUAUAUGGGAUACCUAUGUAUCAUGUUCCAAGCAUCAACCUUUCCCUUCUGGGCAAUACCGUAUUCAAAAGAUGGAAGCUCAAAAUUCUGGGCAUUCGCAUAUUGUUGAAGUAGGUGGAGAUGUGCCAGCUACAGAUACGAGCUUGUGUGGGACCAAGAUUUGUGGGGAUGCACCGUGCGGAUUUUCAGAUGCUAAAACUAGUUCCAAAGACACACAGGAACGGUCAGCAUCCAUGCGGAAGCUUUUGAUAGCGGUUGUCCUCUGUGUCAUUUUCAUGAGUGUGGAGGUUGUUGGGGGUAUCAAAGCCAACAGUCUUGCGAUUCUCACUGAUGCGGCUCAUUUGUUGUCAGAUGUUGCCGCAUUUGCAAUUUCUUUGUUCUCACUUUGGGCAUCAGGAUGGGAGGCAACUCCUCGUCAGUCGUAUGGCUUCUUCCGGAUUGAAAUACUAGGUGCUCUUGUUUCCAUUCAGAUGAUUUGGCUGCUUGCUGGGAUCCUUGUUUAUGAAGCCAUUGCAAGACUUAUCCAUGACACUGGUGAAGUUGAGGGCUUUCUCAUGUUUCUUGUUUCUGCGUUUGGUUUACUGGUUAAUAUCGCCAUGGCACUCUUAUUGGGUCAUGAUCAUGGGCACGAUCACGGACAUGGACAUGGCCAUGGUGGGCAUGGUCAUGGACAUGGUGAUCAUAAUCAUAGUCAUGAGGAUCAUGAUGAGACCCAUAACCAUGGGAUUACUGUGACAACACAUCACUCUCAUCAUCAUGAGGCGCACUCGAAUCAUGACGACAAGCACCAUCAUACCGAUGUAAUUAACAUCACAGAACCUCUGCUCAAUCAUAGCUCUGAAGGUGAAAAGAAACCAGAAGGUAAAAAGAAGAAGCAACGAAACAUCAAUGUGCAGGGGGCUUAUCUUCAUGUACUUGGCGAUUCCAUUCAGAGUAUUGGAGUGAUGAUUGGUGGAGGGCUUAUCUGGUACAAGCCAGAGUGGAAGAUUAUUGAUCUGAUAUGUACUCUUGUAUUUUCAGUAAUCGUGCUGGCGACAACAAUCCGGAUGUUGAGGAACAUUUUGGAGGUUUUGAUGGAGAGCACUCCCAGAGAGAUUGAUGCCACAAAGAUUGAGAAAGGUCUCUGCGAGAUGGAUGAGGUAGUUGCCAUUCACGAGCUGCACAUAUGGGCGAUAACUGUUGGGAAGGUGUUAAUGGCUUGUCAUGUUAUCGUUAAGCCGGAUGCUAAUGCCGAUGUGGUGCUGGAAAAGGUUGUAGACUACAUCAAGAGAGAAUAUAAUAUCAGUCAUGUAACGAUUCAGAUAGAACGUCAGUAGAGAUGGAGAGAGACGAUGUGUCAAUGCCCGACUGCUGUAAUUAGGUCAGUUUGGAGUUUUUAAGACUUUGACAGAUUAUAAUCCAUCAUCCCAUUGUUUUGCUCUUA